CCCAACCUCUCCCCGCGCCGCCGCCGCCGCAGCUCGCACGCCCUCCCUCCCCCGCACGCCGCUCUUCCUCGUAGAUCCUAGUUGGCCCGCAGAAGACACUACCCGCCGGCGAUCCCACUUCUCCCUCCCACGCCAGAGGAGAGGCGAGGGGGAGGAGGACGAGGGGGACCCGAGUGGCCGCCGCCGCUUCCACCGACCUCGUCCCUGAGCAAGCAGCCAUGUUUGGAUCGAGCAGCCCAUUUGGGCAGUCGUCCACUAGCCCUUUUGGCCAGACGUCAAGCAACCCAUUCGGAGCACAGACAGGAUUUGGCCAGGCCAGCACUUCCGCCUCCAAUCCUUUUGCGCCAAAACCGUUUGGUAGCCCCACCUCAGCGUUCGGCGCGCAGACAGGAAGCUCACCUUUUGGCGCGACGUCCACUGGGGCCUUUGGCCAGCCAUCCGCUCCAGCGUUUGGCGCCACGUCCACUGGGGCCUUUGGACAGCCGUCCACUCCGGCGUUUGGCGCGGCGUCCACUCCGGCGUUUGGCCAGCCAUCCACUCCGGCGUUUGGCACUCCGUCAUCCUCUCCAUUUGGAAGCUCUACGCCAGCUUUUGGUGCAUCACCAGCACCUGCGUUUGGCGCCACAUCAUCCACCUUUGGCAGCAGCGGAUCAUUGUUUGGACAAAAGCCAAGCUUUGGUGGUUUUGGUUCCUCUCCUAGCCAGUCCAGUGCUUUUGGGGGCACAUUCCAGCAAACACAACCAGCAUUCGGUAGCAGUGCUUUUGGUGCAUCAAGCACGCCGGCCUUUGGCACCACAACCACACCAUCCUUUGGUGCCACAACUACACCUUCCUUCGGCUCAACCACCCCAGCAUUUGGUUCAACAUCAACAUCUUUGUUCGGUGCUACCAGUGCCCCAGCAUUUGGUUCUACAGGCUUUGGAUCUUCAGGUACCCCAGCCUUUGGUGCAAGUAGCACUCCAGGAUUUGGAGCUUCGAGCUCAGCUUCGUUUGGCACAUCAACUAGUGCUUUUAGCUUUGGCUCUUCACCAUCUUUUGGUCAAACAACAUCUACAUUUGGUAGCACUCCUUUUGGAACAUCUACGUCUCCUUUUGGUGCACAGACUUCUCCAUUUGGUUCACAGACAACAGCACCGGCAUUUGGCCAAACAUCAUUUGGGAACCAAGCUGGAGGAACUAGAAUUCAACCUUAUAGUCAAACUCCUGAUGCGGACAGUGCUACAAGUGGUGCUCAGCCCACUGCAAAGUUGGAUUCAAUAUCAGCCAUGGAGGCAUACAAAACAAAGAGUCAUGAAGAGUUGAGGUGGGAAGAUUACCAGCGUGGAGACAAAGGUGGACCUAAUCCUUCAGGAACUCCAGCAGUGACCCCUAGCUUCCCAUCCGCACUGAACAAUCAAUUUCCCCAAAACACGGCAAGUGCAUUCCCAUCGACGUCUGUUAACAACCCAUUUGCUGCCAAGCCUUCAACUGGUUUCGGUUCUACUUCAACAUCAUUGUUCAAUUCACCAUUCAAUAAUACAUCAGCAGCAAGCUCCAGUCCGUUUGCAUCAACUACAAGUAGCCCAUUAUUUACUCAAACAAGUAGUUCUCUGUUUGCAAGUUCCACUCCUGGUUUUGCUUCUUCUUCUCCAUUCGGCACAUCGUUAACAAACCCCAGUUCAUUCAGUACUGGCUUGUCCUUGGUUAACACUCAAUCAGCUGGGCUGUUUAGUUCAUCCCCAGCAUUUGGGCAACAACCGUUUAGCCAGGCACCAUCAGGGUUUGGAUCUAGUACGCCAGCUUUCUCUACUGGGAGCCUAUUCAGCACACCUACCCCUGGGAUGACUGGUGGACUGUUUGGCAGCGCACCUUCACCUUUUUCAUCUACCGCGUUUCAACAAUCUGCACCCGCUCAAACUCCAAGCAUGUUCUCUUUCCAACCUCAAGCUCAGACAGCUGCAACCGGUGGAUUUCCUGGCAUUUCCAACACUAUGAAUCAGACACCUUUUGGACAGCCAACUCCUAGCCAAUCCAAUAUGGUCAUGCAGCCAGCUCUUGUUACAAAUCCCUUUGGUACUCUGCCAGCCAUGCCUCAGAUGUCCAUUGGGAAUGGUGGAUCAGCCCCUUCUGUUCAAUAUGGAAUCUCAAGUUUGCCGGUUGCUGAAAAGCCUCUUGCGAGCAGGACAUCAUUAUCCAUGGUGGUUCCUAGGCAUUUGUCGCAGAGAAGGAUAAAAGUGCUUCCAAGAAAAUAUAAUCCGAUAUCUGAUGGCAAGGUCCCUUUCUUUGCUGAUGACGAUGAAUCUCCUGCAACACCAAAAGCGGAUGCCUUUUUCAUUCCUAGAGAGAACCCAAGAAAUCUCAUAAUCCGUCCAAUUGAUCAGUGGCCUUCACGUGGCACUGUUGACAGGCAGCCCAUUCCUAAGAGUUCAGUUGAUAUCAAUAAACAUAAAGGCGCUCAGGCUGAGGAGUUCAACAAGAAUGUCCUUUCGCCAACCAGGUCUACUUUGAUUGAAAAUGGCAUCCACCCUGAUGACCGUGCAUCAAAUGGGCCUGAGAUUGUGAUAAGGCAAGGAAAUGGUACUUCUGUUGAGAGGCUUGUGCCUAAGCUGGUGCAUGCCGACUAUUACACAGAGCCUAGUUUGGAGGAGCUUGCUGCCAAAGAACGUGCUGAACCAGGCUACUGCAGUCAUGUUAGGGACUUCGCUGUGGGACGUCAUGGUUAUGGUAGCAUCCAGUUUAUUGGAGAAACUGAUGUGAGGGGCCUUGAUCUGGAGUCGAUUGUGGAAUUCAAUAACCGUGAAGUGAUAGUGUACAAGGAUGACAGCCAGAAGCCUCCGGUUGGUGAGGGCCUGAAUAAACCCGCUGUAGUGACUCUUAUGAAUAUCCAAUGCAUGAACAAGAAGACAGGUGAUCUGUACACAGAGGGUCCAAGGGUAGACAAGUACAAGGAGAUGCUGGUGAAGAAAGCCGAGGAGCAGGGUGCUGAAUUCAUCUCUUUCGAUGCCGCCAAGGGCGAGUGGAAAUUCAGGGUUAAGCACUUCAGCUCCUAUGGUUUUGUUGAAGCUGAAAUUGGCACUUGCUAGUGUUCUUUUUUCUUUAUUCGUUUUCCUAUUCCUUGCUGUUGUAACUGUUGUGAAGGAGGAUGCUCAAUGGUGAUGUAGUAUUAAAUAGCGCCUCCUUAUGACGUGUUUGUGCUCUUUUUGAGUAUGUAGCUGCUUUCGUCCUGCCAUGAGUUUUGGUGUCUGUACUCUGUACAUCAAUACAGUUUGAACUGUACAGUUCAUGGUGUCUGCAAUGAAAAUUAUGCCAUGCUAGCUGAGGUAA
This is a messenger RNA of Oryza brachyantha (malo sina), 3303 nucleotides long. RefSeq names its product nuclear pore complex protein NUP98A. Gene Ontology annotation, cellular component: nuclear pore cytoplasmic filaments; nuclear pore. The transcript has 11 exons. The record is from RefSeq and is a predicted model, not a curated record. Gene Ontology annotation, molecular function: structural constituent of nuclear pore. Lineage: Eukaryota; Viridiplantae; Streptophyta; Magnoliopsida; Poales; Poaceae. Bases 219 to 3062 code for a protein of 947 amino acids. Gene Ontology annotation, biological process: protein import into nucleus; RNA export from nucleus; post-transcriptional tethering of RNA polymerase II gene DNA at nuclear periphery.